Molecule: messenger RNA, 396 nt
Organism: Spodoptera exigua (beet armyworm)
Lineage: Eukaryota; Metazoa; Arthropoda; Insecta; Lepidoptera; Noctuidae
Source: the annotation of a GenBank genome assembly
AUGGGGCCUAAUAGGGCCAAUGUUCAGUCGGGUUUGCAAGGCAAGCGCAAAUAUGUACCACGGUCCCAGCUCGGAUCAGGAGAACGAACAGACAUUUUAGACAUUCGAAGUAACAUAAAGUCCCAGACUUUAAUUGAACGUCAGCCCUAUUGGGCCCCGACUGUGGUGGUCUAUUGGCUCUUUGAGGCGCGCGCGGAACUCUACUCGCCGUACGCUCGGGUCUGGUUCUGCACGGGCGGUGUGAGUCAAGGGCUAAUUUCAAGAAUCGUUAAAGAAACCCAUGCUGCAGAAGAAGCUGCUACAAAAAUUCAAACCCCAGCAAAGGAGAGGAACGUCAAAAUAAAUUACACAGCACAAAGCGUAAUUUUACGAAAGCUGCUCUACAAUAUGGGUUAA